AUGUCCGACUCAAUUCCUUUCCCACAUCCGAGUCCCAACGAAGAAUAUUCCGAAUUUCCUUUUCCAGAUAAUCAAAGCUUCGAGCGUGAAGCAGAUGGCCGAUACGAAGAGCUGCAGGCGCCUACGCCAACAACGCCAACAACGCCAACAACGCCCGAGCCCGAGCCCCGAAUCGAGGUACCGGAAGUAUCUGUACCUGAACUUCAACUUCACGAAGAGCCUCAAAUUGAACCUCGCAUCCGAUCCCCUCGCGUGCGAUUCCGCUCUUUAAGCCGUCUAGGUGAUCGAUACCUACACCCAUCAGAUUCCCAUCGAGUGUUCUCCGAAAAAUCAGACGCAUCCAAUCCCUUACUGCCGCCCGCGGAGUUGGCCAAUAUUCCCCUCCAUGCAUCCGGAACCGUCACCCCACCAGUCCCCGCACAUUCCCGCGCUGGUCGCAGCCCGAACAGAUCUGCCUUUUCGGAAAAAGAAAAAUAUGAGGACCCGGAUUCUGUCGAACGUACCAGUUCUGCGCGACACCGAUUUAGAGCUGCAGGUCAGCUCCUGCGCCAAAAAACGACUCGUUUGACUGAACGCCUCGGUCGCCCCGCAGAUGAUGGCGAGGCUUUGAGCGCCUCCCUCCUUCCCGAUGACUUUGAUGGUAUCCCUCUGGAGGAAUUACAGGCCCGUCGCGCCCGUCGCGAUGCUGAUGACCUGCGCGCACUGGAAGCGGGUGAACCACUUACCGAGCCUGCUCCCAGUGCGGAGGCUCAUCGCCUCGUGCGCAGCAUGACCAUGGUCCAGGACCGCUUGAAGCGCAAGCCUAGAGGCGCCUACCAGCGGUCUGGUCAGACCACCCCCGAAGGCUUGCUGCGAGACUACACCGCUGCCGCCCGUCGUCGAUCUAGCAAUUUCGGCGGCGGAGGUAGUGGUAUUUUAUCGCAGCUGUUGAAGUUGCAGGCCGUGCAGACGGGGGGCUCAUCGCGACCGGAGAGUGUUAUCACCGAUGACUCGGAUAGUGAAACUAUGUUCUCGUCGGGUGGUACCACCCCGAAGAAGGGCUCGCGGUCUCCGUCGAUGCUACCCUCCAUGCCUCCCUCUGGUGCGGCCACCCCGCGGAAAGAGAAGCUCAAGUGGCACAAGAAGUCCGCUCACCGGUCGACCUCGUCGUUGGUGAAAGCGUCGAUGAACUUGAGUUCCGCGAGCUUGCCGGCAGCUGUGGAUGCUAUGCCGGGUAAGGGGAAGAAGCAUAAGCGCAAGACGCGCUUGGAGGAUGAGAUUCGGGUUACCGUGCACAUCGCCGAGAUCAUCUCUCGCCAGCGUUAUAUUAUGCAGCUCUGUCGGGCGCUGAUGCGUUACGGUGCUCCUACCCAUCGAUUGGAGGAGUAUAUGCAAAUGACUGCGCGUGUGCUGGAGGUUUCCGGUCAAUUCCUCUAUCUUCCUGGUUGUAUGAUCAUGUCAUUUGAUGACCCCGCGACCCGAACCGCUGAGGUGAAGCUGGUGCGCAUGGUCCAGGGUGUGGAUCUUGGACGCCUCGCCGAUACUCACAACGUGUAUAAGAACGUCGUCCACGAUCUGAUCGGUGUGGAAGAGGCCAGUCAAGAACUGGACGAGAUCAUGCAGCGCAAGCCACGUUACAACAAGUGGUUGGUGGUAUUCCUGUAUGGUCUCGCCAGUGCUGCGGUCGGCCCUUUCGCAUUCGAAGCCCGCCCUAUCGAUAUGCCUAUGAUCUUCCUCCUUGGAUCCCUGGUCGGCUUCAUGCAACAUGUCCUAGCCCCCCGCAACGUCCUUUACUCCAACGUCUUCGAAGUCACCGCCGCAAUUCUAACUUCCUUCUUCGCUCGCGCCCUCGGCAGCAUCGAAGUAAACGGAAGCCGUCUCUUCUGCUUCUCCGCCCUCGCCCAAUCCUCUAUCGCCCUCAUCCUUCCCGGCUUCACAGUUCUCUGUAGCAGUCUGGAGCUACAAUCCCACCAAAUGAUCGCUGGUUCGAUCCGCAUGGUCUACGCAAUCAUCUACUCCCUCUUCCUCGGCUACGGUAUCACCGUCGGUAUCACAAUCUACGGCCUGAUGGACAGCAACGCCUCAUCCCAAACCUCCUGUCCAAACCUCGACGUCUACGGCUCCGUCUAUAUCCGCAAAUUCCCAUUCGUCGCCAUCUACUCGGUCUUCCUCGCCUUGGUUAACCACGCAAAGUGGAAACAGAUGCCUGUCAUGGUCUUCAUCGCCACAGCCGGCUACAUCGCAAACUACUUCAGUACCCUUAAAUUUGGCAGCUCCUCCGAAGUGGCCAAUACCGUCGGUGCUUUCACAGUCGGUAUCCUGGGAAAUCUCUACAGUCGUCUCUGGCACGGUCACGCCGCCACAGCCAUUCUACCGGGUAUCUUCGUACUCGUGCCCUCCGGUCUCGCAUCAAGUGGUUCCCUACUCUCAGGCCUCACCUAUGCCAACGAGGUCAUCGCCGGCGACACGUCAUCAUCCAACGCAUCCGAUACAUCCGUCUCUAGUCUUGGAUUCGGUAUGAUCCAGGUUGCCAUCGGCAUUACCGUUGGCUUGUUCAUUUCUGCUCUGAUCAUUUAUCCAUUCGGAAAGAAGCGCACUGGCUUGUUCAGCUUCUAA
This is a messenger RNA of Penicillium odoratum, 2595 nucleotides long. Its product is annotated as threonine/serine exporter family protein. The coding region runs from base 1 to 2595 and encodes 864 amino acids. Lineage: Eukaryota; Fungi; Ascomycota; Eurotiomycetes; Eurotiales; Aspergillaceae. The record is from RefSeq and is a predicted model, not a curated record. Gene Ontology annotation, biological process: transmembrane transport. Gene Ontology annotation, molecular function: transmembrane transporter activity. The transcript has a single exon.